CCGCGCCUGCGCCGUGGCACCCUCGUGUUUACAUCGACCCACGCACCCGGGCACUCUCUCCCUCGACAACACAAAUAGCUCGUUGCCAAGGGAUUUGCACCAACGGCUAUCGACUGUCUUCAUUUUAGGAUGCGACGGCAUAUAAUUGAACUAAAUUCAUUAUCAGAGUUCUUUUGACGGAGGAAAAUUUGACAAUUAUUAACGACGACUUCGGAUUUUGAGUGUGGAAAGUGGCAUUCAGGACAAGUGGAGAUGAAAAGCUGUAAGUAAUGCCAGUGGUGAUACCGGCGACACUGUCGCCGAGGGCGCCGGCAGGCUUGGCCCCGACCGGUCUCGGCGGGCCCCGGACACGUGAGGGGCUAGUUGCCGCGGGGGCCGCAGCCACGGGCCCCCGCGCUCGAGAGGGGCUCACCGCGGGUGUCGGUGGUCCCCGCGCGCGUGACGGGCUGGCCGCAGCGAGCGCGCGGGCGCGCCAGGCUCUCGUGGAAGCGGAGCACGCGAGGGCCCGCGAGGCGGGCUUGCGACGCCGCUUCCAGUUUGCGCUCAAUGCUCAGCUCUCCCACUCUAUCUUCUCUGGAAAUCAGAUACACUUAAGAUACAAAUGGCUGGAUGGGCGUCUAGUAGGCGCGUGGCCAACGCCGCGCUGGGAGUGGGUCCCCGCUAGCCGGGACGCGUCCCGGGACCACCGGUUUGGGCCGGAUCGCCGGGACCCCCUGCAGCUGCCCGCGUUCGAGCUGCCACCGAGGUUUCACCCGCCCACGCCGCCUAACAUACAUUUUACGCAUAUGGACAUACACAACGCGGCAGCGGGGGGCCCGCGAGCAGGCGGUGGAGCUGGAGGUGCCCCUGGCGCUUCAGGCUCCAGCGGCACCAGCGGCGCAGUCGGCGCGGGGGCCGCGGUGCUGGCGCUCGCGGCGCUGGUGCUACUCGCAAGGGCGCUCGAACGCUGUCUAGACCAGAGGCUGUUCAAACUACUGCGGAGACGAUCAGAUGAAUGGUUUACACCGAACGUUCUCGCUACGAGCCAUCACAUGAGAGAGGAGGGGACAGUGGAUGGCGCAGUCCCAGAGAGCCCGACUCUGCCUUUAGGCGACCCCCCACCACCGUAUUCCAUGUGCCUACCCAAGAGCCCGCAAGACCCCAGCAUCGCAGAGCCACCGCCGCCUUACUCAGCCUGCUACGUUGCCUUUGGGGGGCCACAGGAUCCGGUGCCAAGAGUGUAUCUGAACGGCCCCUCGUUGAACUCUUUUCAGGACACAGGCCAACCAGUUCCGGAUCAGAGCAGACAUGACGCCGUGCCUGAACCACCAGGAGUGACAGUGACACCUGAGGCUAUCAGUUCUGGUGAAAGAGUUGACACACAUCCUGAAUGGAGGAUGAGUAGAGAUAAUGUAGCUUCGGAAACAUCCGCUGUGUUUCCCAAUACUUUAGUAGCGUAGUCUAGCGAUCAUCUUUGCGAAGUAAUUGUCAUUUGCUUAGGAUCUUGUAUAGAAGUAUUUUUGUAUAUUACUUUAUAUUUAUCGCUCUUUAAGUAGGUGCCAUACCUAAGUAAUCCAUACUAAUUUUAGCAAGUAGAUAUAGAGCGGACAUUUUGUAAUUUAUUAACACGCCCGAAGUCAGACAGCACACGUAGAUUUUUUUAAACAUUUGUUCUAAUUUCUAAUAUUGUACCUGUAGGUACCGAAUGGUAUGUAGGUAUCUAGUAAAUGAUUAUGAUACUGGCUCUGUAAUAGAGAAAUUUGUUUAUGAAAUUUUAUUAGGCGUUCGUAAUUAUGCUUAUUAUUACAUUCUUUAUAAAGUGAAUACUCUUGUCGUAAACUUCGACGACAUACCUAUCAAAAAAUAUUGCACCUGAAUUCGAAUGUAGCGACCAUUACAUACAACGAAUUCCUAAGAAAAUAAAACCUACUUGUUAGACUGACAA
Messenger RNA from Leguminivora glycinivorella, 1924 nucleotides. RefSeq lists its product as uncharacterized. The transcript is spliced from 6 exons. NCBI's taxonomy places the organism in Eukaryota, Metazoa, Arthropoda, Insecta, Lepidoptera, Tortricidae. The record is from RefSeq and is a predicted model, not a curated record. The coding region runs from base 270 to 1439 and encodes 389 amino acids.